This is a messenger RNA of Epithele typhae, 1992 nucleotides long. Its product is annotated as polymerase. Gene Ontology annotation, cellular component: nucleus. Bases 1 to 1992 code for a protein of 663 amino acids. The transcript has 14 exons. The record is from RefSeq and is a predicted model, not a curated record. NCBI's taxonomy places the organism in Eukaryota, Fungi, Basidiomycota, Agaricomycetes, Polyporales, Epitheliaceae. Gene Ontology annotation, molecular function: RNA binding; poly(A) RNA polymerase activity.
AUGCGCCGCGGCGAGCCCGGUCGCGCCGCGCUUCCGGCCUUGUCCCUCGUCCUUUGCUCCUCCCUGUCUUCCCUUCCACGACGUCUUCCUUGCGGACGCCGCUCCCCGUUGCCCCCUUCUGCCCGUCGUCUCGCCUGUAUACUGUCCGCCGGUGUGCAAUGGCAUCGUCCGGUACUGGACACCAGGUAUCUGGGGGUGACCCCUCCUAUUUCAACAAACGAGUCCUCUCAACGAGAGAAAGAAGUCACAAACACCCUCAUGGAAGAGCUGCAUCGUCAGGGUAUAUUCGAGAGUGAAGACGAGUCCAAACGGAGAGAGAUUGUCCUUGGACGUCUUGCCGCGCUGGUGAAGAAGUUCGUACAGCGUGUGUCAAUGGCCCAUGGUCUCUCAGAGGCUGCCGCGACCGCAGCCGGUGGCAAAAUCUACACGUUUGGCUCGUAUAGGUUGGGUGUUCACGGACCAGGCACGGAUAUAGAUACCCUGUGUGUUGUACCGCGACAGGUUACUCGUGAGGACUUCUUCGACGUGCUGGAGGGGAUGCUGCGCGAGAUGGAGGGCGUUACGGAUGUCUCGACUGUCCCAGACGCAUACGUUCCCAUCAUCACGUUCGUAAUAAACGGCAUCCCUAUCGACCUCCUAUUCGCCCAACUAGCCCUCAACUCCAUCCCGGAGGACCUUGAUCUUCAAGACGAUAACUUACUCAAGAAUCUAGACGAGCGUUGCGUGCGGAGCUUGAACGGCUCUCGGGUCAUCAACGAGAUUCUUCGACUAGUUCCCAACGUAGCUGUCUUCCGCGAUGCCUUGCGUUGCAUCAAGCUGUGGGCGCAAAGACGAGCUAUCUACUCCAACGUCAACGGUUUCUUGGGCGGUGUAGCUUGGGCGAUGCUUGUAGCCCGUAUCUGUCAGCUAUAUCCCAAUGCCGUGGCUGGUGCAGUAGUCAGUCGCUUUUUCAUCAUUAUGCAUCGGUGGUCCUGGCCCCAGCCUGUGCUUCUCAAGGCCAUUGAGGACGGCCCACUUCAAGUGCGUGUGUGGAACCCAAGGCUCUACCCCCAGGAUAGGAAUCACCGUAUGCCAAUCAUCACCCCCGCAUACCCAUCAAUGUGUGCCACGCACAAUGUCAUGCGAUCAACUCAAACGAUCAUGACGGAGGAAUUCAAGCGAGGAUCUGAGAUUGUCGACCAAGUCAUCAACGGCGAGGCUGAGUGGUCAGCACUGUUUGCGAAACACGACUUCUUCUUCAGAUAUCGGUUCUAUCUCCAAGUAGUGGCAUCUUCGGCGGAUAUCGACAUUCAGAAUAAAUGGUCUGGUACGGUCGAAUCUAAGAUCCGGCAACUGGUGAUGAGGUUGGAGUUCGUGGAUGCCUUGAAGUUGGCACAUCCGUUCAUAAAAGGCUUCGAGAGUGUCUACUAUUGUCUGUCUGAAGAAGAGGCUCAGGCUAUCACUCGGGGUGAGAUCCCUGAGGCCGUGUCCAAGCGUACGAAAGAGGACAUAGAAGGCAAAGACAGCGCUAAGGUCAUGUAUACGACGUCCUUUUUCGUUGGACUCAUGCUGAAGCCAAAAGACGGCAACGCUUCUGGACCCCGUCAGUUGAACAUUACUUUCCCUGCCAGCGAAUUCAACAAGAUGGUGAAGUCAUGGGAGAAGUACGACGACUCAUCGAUGCAUUUGUUCGUCCGACAUAUCAAGCACGCUGCUCUUCCCGACUUCGUAUUCGACAAGGGUGAGCGAGAAGCCGUAGCGAAGCCCAAGAAACGCACGCGGUCAUUGAAGGCGAGUGGCAAAAACGACUCCCCUGCCCCGUCAGCAAAGAGAUUGAGGACAGAAUCUCAGGUUCCGUCUCGGCCAGGCUCAGCAUCAACGCUGGUCAUACGCAGCGAGACGUCAUCUCAGGAAACGAAAGUGAAUGGUUCGUCGGCAUCUAUGGCGGACCUCCCGCACACUGCUCAAACGUCAGAGGCCAUGGACUCGAUGGUAAUUGCAGCAAGUGCAUGA